Molecule: messenger RNA, 1125 nt
Organism: Poecile atricapillus (Black-capped chickadee)
Lineage: Eukaryota; Metazoa; Chordata; Aves; Passeriformes; Paridae
Gene: STYXL1
Product: serine/threonine/tyrosine interacting like 1
Exons: 9
Coding region: 79-1056 (325 amino acids)
Biological process (GO): negative regulation of cytoplasmic stress granule assembly; protein dephosphorylation; positive regulation of intrinsic apoptotic signaling pathway
Cellular component (GO): mitochondrion
Molecular function (GO): protein phosphatase inhibitor activity; pseudophosphatase activity; protein tyrosine/serine/threonine phosphatase activity
Source: RefSeq, a predicted model, not a curated record
CCGGCGGGCGUCGCUGCGGCCGGGCGGGGGGAGCGUGCGUGGUGUCGCGAUAGUCGGCGACAGCCGGGCGGAUGGGCGAUGGCGGGAGUGAUGUUCUGCGAGCCCCGACACCUCUACAAUAUCAUCAACCAGUACCGGUGGAGAUCGCGGCUGACGGAGCCCAACUACCUGUGCCUGCUGGAUGCCCGUUCUCAACGUGAAUUCGAUGCCAGCCACAUUAUUACAGCCCAAAGGAUUGAACUGAGUCCUGCAGGGGAGUAUCUGAUCCCAAAUCCCGAGGAGCUGGGCUAUGUCAGAUUCUGUGUGGUGUAUGACCAUGACACUGGCAUUUUGGGCUGCACUGACUAUCAGGAGGAGGAGAGAGAAACAGGGGGCAGCGCUGCUCCAGAGACUGAAAUCAGCAGCUCAGGUUCCACAUGUUCCCAGAAUGCCGGGGAAGGAACUGCCCUCCUCCAUGCCAGAAACUUGGAGCAGUUCACCCGCCACCCCGUGCUCCUCCUGAAGGGAGGGUACAAAUAUUUUUCAGCUUGUUACCAUUUCCUGAAGAGUGAGAAGACACUGUGGAUGCCUCAGGAACUAGACACCUUCCAGCCAUACCCUGUAGAAAUACUGCCUGCAAAGCUAUAUAUGGGCAAUUUCAAGCAGGCUAGUGACAAACAAAUUCAGAAAGAUCUGAAGAUCAAAGCACUGGUCAACGUCUCUGAACAGCCUGUAACACUGUUUGCAGAAGAAGGUAAAUCCCUCCAUGUAUCUGUUCCAGAUUCACUUGAAGCAGACCUUUUUUCUUCCUUCCCCACCAUUUCUCAUUUCAUAGAUACUCAGCUGGACGUGGGAGCAGUGCUGGUGUUCUCCAGCCUGGGGAUAAGCCGGAGCAGCACAGCCACCAUGGCUUAUCUGAUGCACUCCUGCCGCUUUUCCCUGCAGAGAGCUUGGAAAUACCUUCUGAAGUGCAAAAUGAACAUGAGACCACACCGGGGCUUUGUGGAACAGCUCUCAGCCUGGGAGACCCAAAUCUAUGGGUGCCCAGUCACAGACGUCUCUGAACCAAAUUACUGACAGAGAACAUCCCAUGGGGAAAGCCACUUCCCUUCACCUUUCUGGGGAGAAAGUUACUUGAACACUGUG